UAAACACAGCAGCAGCAGCACGUAGAGAAAGCUGCCUCGAGUUUCCCCUCGCCCUCCCUUCUGCCUGGAGCCGCCCUCAAUCAGGAGAGCUUCUCCAGCUGUAGCAUUGCUGAGGUAACAGUGCAUACGGAUCUGGCAGUCAUUUCAAGGAAACCUUACUAGAAGUAUCGCCCUCCCCGUUGUCCUUAAGGCCAGUCUCCGUUGCCAGGAAGGAGAGGAGAGGCGCAAGAGGCUGUGAGAGAAGAGAAUUGUAGGAGAAGAUAAAGGUGUGGGCAAACUUUCUAGCUGCUUCUUGCUUCAGCUACCACCCAGAAGUGGGAGUGUCUGUGUCUUUGGCCAUAAAGAGCUGCAAAGCCCAAAUGUCAAAGAGUCCUGAGGCUGCAAAGGAGACCUCCCUGCUGCCUUUGGAGGAGGAACUACCUUCAGCUCCAGUGCUUCCUUGUGGGAUUACUUGGAACAAUAAAUAAUAUAUUUUUCCAGGUCAUUUUAGAAGGACUUUGGGCUUUCACAUUAGACUGUAGUCUCAACAAUAAACAAACCCCAAGUUCAUCCUAAUCUUAUUUCAUCCUGCACUCAAGUCAUAAAGCUGGUCUUUUGGUAUCAGAAGUCCUUCCAGAACAACAGACUGUGUUAUGAAGAUAAACACAAGUUAGACUUCACGGUGGUAUCAGGCUGAAGGAAAAGUUGGCCUACCAGCUAGGGAGCUCUUGCAAUUAACAUAGUUGUGACACUGCAGCAAACAAGGCAAGCAGGCCGGAGUGGAAAAGCUGGCUGCAGAGACAAGUGGCUCCACAUCUCCAUGAAGGGGGCAACUCCAGAAGGGCAGCAUGCCAGGUAGAAGGUUGCAUACCUGUCAGGGAAUAAUCUUCUACCAUACGUCACUUCAGAAAGAGUCAUGUUGAAUUGCCUGUCUCUUUUUCCAUGUCUAUAAAUAUCUUAGUCUCAGUGUGUUUUGGAGGCCCUGCCCACUUCUCAGACCCAGCUCUGAGAAGAGAAAGUGGUGGAGUCAAUGCCUGCUUCUGCUCUGCUGAGGAAAUUCUCAAAAUGUGCACACAUGUCAGAAGCUAAUUAACAGAUUUACUGCUGAAAAAUUGAUGAUACAGUAAGAGCUUUUGAGGAAAUAAACUGAGAUUUAUCUCAAAGAUCUGUUGCAGAACAACUGAAAAGAGAGAGAGAAUGGACAACUUCUGAAGAUUUUUAUUAGAGAACAAAAAUCAACUGGAAACAUAAGGUGGACUUAGAGGAGUAAGAAACUUUAAAAAGCAUCCAGAAAUUGCUAAUUCCCUGGUUUGGCUCAAGGUCUUGGGAUAAUGGAUACCAUUGAGACUGCAAAGCUUGAAGAGCACAUGGAAGGUCAAAACAAUGACACCUCAAAUGGUUAUGUUCGACCUACGCUAUCUGUCAGUGAGGAAAGCAAAAAUGGCAAUACCAAACCGAAGGGUUUACCUAAUGGUUUGCGAAAAAGCACAAAGAAAUAUCCAGACUAUAUUCAGAUUUCUAUGCCUGCUGAAUCUAGGAACAAAUUUCCUUUGGAAUGGUGGAAAACAGGCAUUGCCUUUGUGUAUGCUCUCUUCAAUUUAAUUCUAACGACUGUCAUGAUCACCGUGGUUCAUGAGAGGGUACCUCCCAAGGAGCUCAGUCCUCCAUUGCCAGAUAAAUUUUUUGAUUAUAUUGAUCGUGUGAAAUGGGCUUUUUCUGUAUCAGAAAUAAAUGGAAUGAUACUAGUUGGAUUAUGGAUAAUCCAGUGGCUAUUUCUCAGAUACAAAUCAAUAGUGGGACGCAGGUUCUUUUUUAUAAUUGGAACUUUGUACCUGUACCGCUGUAUUACCAUGUAUGUUACCACCCUACCUGUGCCUGGAAUGCAUUUUCAGUGUGCUCCAAAGUUGAAUGGAGAUUCACAGGCUAAGGUGCAGAGGAUCCUACGAUUGAUUUCUGGUGGUGGUCUGUCCAUAACUGGAUCACAUAUCUUAUGUGGAGACUUCCUGUUCAGCGGUCACACAGUAGUGCUAACACUCACCUACCUGUUUAUCAAGGAAUACUCACCUCGCCACUUUUGGUGGUAUCAUUUGAUCUGCUGGUUGUUGAGUGCCGCUGGUAUAAUCUGCAUUCUUGUUGCCCAUGAACACUACACUGUGGAUGUUAUCGUUGCUUAUUAUAUCACCACAAGGCUCUUCUGGUGGUACCACUCAAUGGCUAAUGAAAAGAACUUGAAGAUCUCUUCACAGACUAAUUUUCUCUCUCGAGCAUGGUGGUAUCCGAUAUUUUAUUUCUUUGAGAAGAAUAUACAAGGCUCAGUUCCUUGCUGUUUCUCAUGGCCAAUAUCUUGGCCUCCUAGCUGCUUCAAAUCUUCGUGCAAAAAAUAUUCACGGGUUCAGAAGACAGGAGAGGACAAUGAAAAAUCCACCUGAAAGAAAGAUGAAGAAAGGAAAGAAAUCAUCUGCUCUUCAUUUUACCAAAAUAUUAAUGCUAUAACCAAAGUUCUUAAAAGGACUAGAUUGUAGGGGAAUAAGUGGACCAAAUUCUUGUGCAAUUGUACAAGACAAUUGUAGACAAAAUAAAACACACAUUGACAUGUUUUCUAUUCAUCACAUUGUACAGAGCUAUUCUACUCUUCAGUGCUAGGAGUGCACCACAGAUAGGAUUUUUCCCUGAGAAAGAAAAAAGAAGCAGGAGUUUGAUUUACUUAUGAGAUUGAGGUGCCAAAGAACACAUCACACCUUUUAUUAAUGAUCACUCAUCCACAAAAAUCUCAUAUUUAGAGUUCUGGAAUUUGAGGGCAAAAGCAUACUAAAAUUUAAAGUUACAAUAUCUGUCUACAAUGGUGGGAAGUAGUUUACUGUAUUCUUCUUGCUAAUGAAGGUACGACUUACGAUACAUGACUGGUGAAGCUGGAAGUGAGCCUUGACAUUUUAUGCUCUAUGGGAAUGAAUGUACUAUGACCCUGAAGUACUCCCACCUCCCAUGUACUCUGAUAUACCAAUUUUUUUACAUUUUGUAUUGGUAAUUUUAUUUUUUUAAAAACAAACAAAAAAAGAACCUGAAAAAGAAAGCUGUUGUGAUAUGAUGACAUUACAAAUUAUAAAUAAUAGCUGCUAACAUCAUUGGAGCUCUACAAGCAUGGAAGUAUUUUUAUUUUUAAAACAUAUAUCUAUGUAACAAGAAGAAAAUUAUUUCAAAGUCUAAACAGUUAAUGGCAAGUUAGCCUGGGUCUGUAUGUAUUAUGUGUAUAUAUAACUAUGUAAUGCAUAUAGGUGUAUAUAUACAUACUUUUGUGUAUUCACACACAUUAACCAAUAUUAGAUAAAUGAAAAGAAAGCUGUGUAUAAUGUGUUAUUGUAAGCAAAAACUCCCACUGAUUUUCCUUCACCUGCUUUAAUACUGCAAAAUCAGUUCCUAAAUGGGAAAUGUAAAAAUCAAACAUUUUAAAUUUUUAGUUGUUAUAUCUUGAUGACACUAUAUAAACAUUGUGCUUGAGAGCCUGAUGUUAUGCAUUUAGAGGUUUGGGGGUUUUGUUUUUUGGUGGUUGUUUUUUUUGGUGGUUUUCUUUUUUUUUAUUUAUUUGUUUUCUAUUUUUUAUAAACCGUUGGCACAAAUCUCAGUGACUCAUAAACAGGUGCUAAGGUGAAUAAACUCCAACAGCAACACUUCUUCCACUGUUACCUAACAAUAUUUAUUAUUAAAUGGUGCUGUCAUAUAACUGACCCGCUAUUCCUUCCUAUCAGGACUUGUUUGUCCAACCAAAGUAUCUACACAAGUAUGUUGGUUUAGUAUGUGGGAAUACACAACUUUGUUCGUGUACAACUGAACUGCAGAUUAGCAGCUAACCUGGUCAACGUUGUUUUUGUUGUAUUUCAUGUUGUUCUUGGGGAAGCAAAGUGGAUACUGCGCACCCCAGAGUUUAACGGUUAAUUUGUUCUGUAUUCAUUUCCUCAGCUACUCAAGUGUUUUAUUUCAAAACCUUCAGUAAAAGCUGAUCACAGAGGCAAUAAUUGUGUUAAUAGUUAAAUUAACCUGUAACCUGAGUGAAAAAUUUGCUCUCAUUUUUUAGAAUGCCUUGACAAGUGUGAACACUAAAAAGAAAAUUAAAUAAUGACAUUCUCAUUUUAAAAAUAUCCUGUUAGAAAAAUUGCUACAAAUAAAAUGAAAUAUACAGUACCCAGAUCUGAUUUCUUUUUCAGUGCAGAGGGUCAAUGACUAUAAAAUUGUACACCAGAAAAAUAUUUUUGUGCAUUAUCAAAGCGUAACACAAACUGCAUUUCUUACAGUACCUUCUGGUAAAACAUAGCAAAGUAAUGAUAUCCAAGCUCCUUUUUUUUUAAAUUUUUAUUUUAAAAAUUUUAUUUCUCCUCACUAGAAAUAUUUAACAUCAGGCUGGGGAGUCUGAUGUUGUGCGUAUGGACACAAGGUAAAUGUUUUCCUGGCAGAACUUGAGUGCCUCACAAGCCGAACCCAAGGACAUACAUUUUGAGAUGUGUUCCUUCAAUUAUUAGCUAUCCAAUCCUAUUAGUACAAUAUCAGCCUUUGCACAUCCCCAACGUUGUUGUUUUAUUUCUUGUUUGAGUUCAUCUACAUGGACCACAAUGUCUUUGAAGUCAAACCACAGACUACUGGGCUAUAGCUUAAUCUCCUAACUGACAUGUUAAUUAUUUUUAGUUGAACCACUUCUAAUAGCAAAGUCUAUGGAGGGAAAUAUGGGUGAAUUUCAUUAGUAAACCUGCUUCAAUAUACCGGUAAGCACUGUGGUCUGAACAUUCUAGGAAGGAUCAGAAACUAUGGUUUUCACUUGGUAGCCUGUUAGCUUACUGAAUAACACAUCCAUUGAUAGCCUAGAUAGAUUACAACAAAGUUCCACUGAGAUAUUUAGAAGGGUAUUUAGCUAAUGACUGACCUAUAGAAUAUAUCAAGUGCUCUGCUCAUAACCAAUAUUCUUAUUCAGUACAAUUUGAGGUCCCAUUUUGUUUAGAUGAUAAAGAAUUAAAAUUGAGUGAGUAGUUGUAGUUUUGGAUUAGGCCUGCUAAGUGCUCAAAUUCCCUCCAUUCUCAUAUAUGUCAACAGAAAUUGCUUGCAUACUUUGGCCUUUAAACAAUAGAGAUGGAGUAUCUCAAAAGUUCUUCUUAUUGAUACGAAGAAAGUAGUAAAUUUAUUGAAUCCAGUUUUUUGAAAAGUGCUCAUCUCAUUUAGAAACAUUUUAAGCUUAAAUCUAUGCAAGAAUGUAGAAUUACACCCUUACAUUUUCACAUAAUAUAAUUAUAGCCCAUUCUUUAUUACCACACUGCACUAACAAAUCAGGUAUAGGUGACAGUCAGUAUAUAUGAAAAGAAGCGUAAAGAAUUAACAGUGAUUGUGAUAAAUGUUGGAAUAUAAAGAAGUUCCACAAAAUUUCAGGAUGGGAAGAAAUGGAGUAAAGCGGAUACAAUCCAAAAGUAAAAAAAAGCUAUCUGGAAUUCAUUCAUGAACCUUCACAGGGUUGAGUGCAGGAUUUUAUUCCUGAUGCCUUUUUAUAUACCUUUCAUUUUACGUAAUUUUUCUGAAACUUUUCUUUGAUUUAAAUACUGUCUGUAUCUGCUGCUAUGCCACAAGACAGAGAAUCAUAGGUGAGCUGCAAUUUCUGUCCUUUGAAGAGAGCCUGGAUUGGCCCUUCUGAAAUCCGUGGAAGUUUCAUAUGUGCAUCUGCCACAUCACUGAAGACACAGGAGUUGCUGGGUCCUUGACACUUCUGAAAUCCAGGUCUCUCAUCUAUGUGUCUAAAUGGAUUUGGAAGCCUAAAUUGGGCACCCAUAUUAAAAAAAAAUCUUGGCCAUGGUCAUUACUUAAAAGGGUAAUAUGAUAAUA
This is a messenger RNA of Mauremys mutica (yellowpond turtle), 5832 nucleotides long. It is a transcript of the gene SGMS2, whose product is annotated as sphingomyelin synthase 2. The coding region runs from base 1311 to 2408 and encodes 365 amino acids. The record is from RefSeq and is a predicted model, not a curated record. Gene Ontology annotation, biological process: ceramide biosynthetic process; sphingomyelin biosynthetic process. Gene Ontology annotation, molecular function: ceramide cholinephosphotransferase activity; sphingomyelin synthase activity. NCBI's taxonomy places the organism in Eukaryota, Metazoa, Chordata, Testudines, Geoemydidae. Gene Ontology annotation, cellular component: Golgi membrane; endoplasmic reticulum membrane. The transcript has 12 exons.